ACACAUGGUUUUUCCAAAUGCUAUCCCGUCGGUCCAAAACACGAACCCUGAUUACAGCAGCUGCGUGAGUGAGUAAGAUGACUGUGCAGCAUCCAGCCUGUAUCACCAUGUCCAGAAAUGAUCUUCAUCUCCUGAACUAUCCAACACGAGGGCACCUACAUGGUUGAGUCAAGAGGCAGUAUGGACGCAACUAUAAAGACGAUAGAAAGGACCAAACAUCUUAACAACUCAAACAACAUUCAAUCUCUCAAGCUUCUCUCUUCUUGAACAAGACACACUACAAUUUCUCAAUUCUCAUUUACAACAUGGCAGCUGCAGCAGUCCAGACUUACACUCCCGCGUCAUACGACCACCGCGCCGUUGAUGCCAUGACUGACGUCGACGUGGCCGCCCAGCGACUCCAGGAACUCAAUGGCCUGGAUCACAUGAAGUCCUGCAUCAGAGACGUCUUCAUGAAGCACGGCGUCGACAAAGUAUUCGGCGUUGGUCUUCUCCACCGACACUACGACGUUGCCCCCAACGAGAAGAUCAUCGAGCUUGGCCCAGUCUCAUCACCCUGGGUUGUAGGUGAUGACGAAGUCGUGACGGGCGGCUCAGUCCUCCCUCACACCUGGCGCGUCUUCGAUGGCGAACUUAAGCCCACGGAGUUCAAGUUCGUGCCACAGCGUGAUCUCUCAAACGUCGACCGGCCCGUCUUCCCAGCGGCCUUUGUCAAAGAGCUUAUCGGCGUGCUGCAAGAGACAGGCCUCGAUGAGGUUCUGGGCGUUAGCCUGUAUGAGGCCGGCGACCCUGAUAACGAGACCAUGGAGGUGACAUAUGGCCGCAGCAGCAUCGUCAUUCCUUCUACAGGUCUUAUCGGCUCCAAGGUUAUUGGUCCACAGGGUUUUGACGCAUUCCAAGCCGCCUGGACUUUCAGCAAGAAGGAGGGCGAGGACGUUGUUGCUCACCAUGGCAUCUGCGCUGCAAUGGGUGUCGAUGAUGGUGUCACAGCUCGCCAUGGAAUCUGUGCGGCCAAAGCGGAGAGUGGAGUCGAGGCUCGACAUGGGAUCUGUGCCGCAAAGGCUGCCGAUGAUGGGGUCACCGCUCGCCAUGGUAUCUGCGCAGCCAAGAUGAACGACGGCGUCAAAGCACUACACGGUAUCUGUGCAGCUAAAGCUGAGAACGGCUUCGAGGCCCGUCACGGUAUUUGCGCAGCAAAGGCCAGUGCUGACGGAGUUACCUCUCGUCACGGCAUCUGUGCCGCCAAAGCGGCUGAUGACGGUAUGACAGCUCGUCAUGGUAUCUGCGCAGCAAAGGCCGACCAUGGUUUCACGGCACGCCACGGCAUCUGUGCUGUUAAAGCUUCCGAGGAUGGUAUCAACGCUCGCCACGGUAUUUGCGCCGCCAAAGCCGCUGACGAAGGAAUGACUGCUCGUCAUGGCAUCUGCGCUGCAAAAGCUGCAGAAGGUAUGAAGGCCUACCACGGUAUCUGUGCUGCCAAGUCUAUUGAAGACGGUUUCAAGGCUCACCACGGCAUUUGCGCUGCCCGCACUGCUGAAGAUGGCAUUAAUGCCAAGCAUGGAAUUUGCGCUGCGAAGGCUGCUGACGAGGGUAUGACUGCUCGCCACGGUAUCUGCGCCGCACGUCUUGCUAAUGGGGAUGGCAUGAAGGUCUAA
This is a messenger RNA of Fusarium odoratissimum NRRL 54006, 1655 nucleotides long. RefSeq lists its product as uncharacterized. The transcript has 2 exons. Lineage: Eukaryota; Fungi; Ascomycota; Sordariomycetes; Hypocreales; Nectriaceae. Bases 306 to 1655 code for a protein of 449 amino acids. The record is from RefSeq and is a predicted model, not a curated record.